Messenger RNA from Epinephelus lanceolatus (giant grouper), 5038 nucleotides. RefSeq names its product matrix metallopeptidase 14a (membrane-inserted) (gene mmp14a). The record is from RefSeq and is a predicted model, not a curated record. Gene Ontology annotation, molecular function: metalloendopeptidase activity; zinc ion binding. NCBI's taxonomy places the organism in Eukaryota, Metazoa, Chordata, Actinopteri, Perciformes, Serranidae. Gene Ontology annotation, biological process: skeletal system development; collagen catabolic process; zymogen activation. Gene Ontology annotation, cellular component: plasma membrane; extracellular matrix.
CUCUCGUGACCACGUCCACACGCUGUAGACAACCCCACCAGAGGACAGUAAGCCCAAACUAUGAAGCUUUAGUCAACACCAGCUGAGCAUUUGUCACAGCUGUCCGAUGCUUUUAGGGUUUUGCUCGGUGUUUUCAGCUCAGCUCUGACUGUAGAGGACUCGCUUGGUAAACAAAGGCUGCCCGGUGCGUUCAAGUGUUCAUGCGGAGGCGAGAAAAAGUUUUCUGCCACGUUUUAAAAGCGUCACGGAGCAGCGAUUUUGUUUUCGUCACUUGCAGUCAGGACGGCGGGAGUUUUGUAGAACGUUAGUUUCUUGAUCUUUUCUUUUUCCGGGGCAGUUUGCAGAUAGAAGAAUGCUGCCCCAGCUCCUAACCCUGGCCUGUGGUCUCUGCUGCUUUGGUUUUACCUCCGUCACUGCGAAUGUACUGAAAGCAGAGGCUUGGCUGCAGCAGUAUGGCUACCUGCCUCCAGGUGACGUCAGAGCCCAGGCCAUCCGCUCACCAAAGUCCAUCGAAUCAGCAAUAUCAGCCAUGCAGAGGUUUUACGGUUUGACUGUCACCGGCUCCAUCGACUCCAACACGAUAGAGGCGAUGAGCCGGCCGAGGUGUGGCGUCCCAGAUAAGUUCGGCCCGGAGCUGAAAACCAACCUGAGGAGGAAGAGAUACGCUGUGCAGGGUCUGAAGUGGGACAAGUCUGAGGUCACCUUCAGCAUACAGAACUACACCCCAAAGAUUGGAGAGCGAGCCACGUAUGACGCCAUCCGAAAAGCCUUUCAAGUGUGGGAGAGUGUGAUCCCGCUCACCUUCAGAGAGAUCCCCUACAGCCAGAUCAGAGGCAAGACCGACAAGUUCGCGGACAUCAUGCUCUCGUUCGCGGAUGGUUUCCACGGCGACAGCACACCGUUUGACGGCGAGGGCGGCUUCCUGGCUCACGCUUACUUCCCUGGACACGGCAUCGGAGGAGACACUCACUUUGACCUCGCUGAGCCCUGGACCACCGGGAACACCGACCAGGGGGGUAAUGAUGUCUUCCUGGUGGCUGUGCACGAGCUGGGUCAUGCUCUGGGUCUGGAGCACUCCAACGACCCCUCCGCCAUCAUGGCCCCCUUCUACCAGUGGUUUGAAACAGAAAACUUCCAGCUCCCAGACGACGACCGCAGAGGCAUCCAGGCAAUCUAUGGAUCCAAGUCUGGGGCUCCUCCUCCUCCCCCUCCUCGCCCUCGACCCACAAAGCCAUCGUACCCUGACAUUGGCCCAGACAUCUGUGAAGGACACUUUGACACCAUCGCUGUCCUCAGAGGGGAGAAGUUUGUAUUUAAGGACAAGUGGUUCUGGCGUGUGCGUAACAACAAGGUGUUGCAAGGUUACCCAAUGACAAUCAGUCACUUCUGGAAAGGCCUGCCCUCAAACAUCAAUGCCGCCUAUGAGAGGGAUGAUGGGAAAUUCAUCUUCUUCAAGGGUGAUAGAUACUGGGUUUUCAGUGAGUCUACCAUGGACAAGGACUCCCCCAAGAGCCUGAAAGAUCUUGGCACCGGUCUACCCAAAGACAAGAUCGAUGCUGCUCUCUUCUACACACCGACAGGACAGACGUACUUCUUCAGAGGCACUAAGUACUACCGUUUCAACGAGCAGACUCGCACCGUGGACAAUGGCUAUCCAAAGCCCAUCAGCAUGUGGAGUGGUGCACCAGACAACAUCAAAGCUACCAUCAUGAGUGAAGAUGGAUCUUACACUUACUUCUACAAAGCCAACAAGUACUGGAAGUUCAACAACCAGUACAUGAAGGUGGAGUCCGGCUACCCCAAGUCUGUGCUCAGUGACUGGAUGGGCUGUGAAAGCGAUGAGCCCAAGAAGGGUCGGGAAGAAGAGGUGAUCAUCAUCGAGGUGGACGAAUCACAGAGCGGGGCCGGGCCGGCAGCCGUGGUGAUCCCUCUCCUCCUGCUGGUGCUGGUUGUGGUCACUCUGGGAGCGCUUUUGUUCUUCAGGAAGUAUGGCACGCCUCGACGCCUCCUCUACUGCCAGAGAUCCCUCCUGGACAAGGUGUAGAGGCAGAGCGACGGCGUGAUUGACAGACUGCCACAGAGGGACAGAAAGAGAGGAGGAGAGAACGAGGGCCGGGAGAAGAUGGAAACCGAGCGGAGGAAGAUGUGGAAGUGGAGGAGAGAGCAACUGGAGAAAAGACAGAAGAUACGGGGGGUAGGAGGGGGACGAUGCAUUAAAUGUUGGGUGGUUUGUAUGUGCCACGAAAAAGAGAAAAAAGGCCCUAGAAACUGAAAUCAGGAAAAUGUGUAUUUGUAUGUUAACUAUUUACAUGUACUGUUCUGUGUUCAGAGAUUUACAACAUACCCAAAGUCUCCCAUAGAGAAGGGAAAAUUACAAAGAGACUCAUCAACGACUUCCCUCCCGCCUCUCCUCUCUCACAUCCCAGGUAUAAGAAACAAACAUCCCUCCUUCCUUCCUCUCCUUUAACUGGACGACUCCAGCUGAACUGCUGUCUGAUUCAUUCAUAAGUUUGACAUCUGUGUUUCACUUUGGCUUUUACUCAGAAAUUCAUCAUCUCUGUUGAGAGCUUUGGGGUUUUUGGGGGAGUUUUACUUUGAAAUUCAUGACAUUUUGCUCUUGAAUCCUUUGUUUUGGCAAAGUUUUGAUUUUCGGCUGUGCAGUAUUUCCUGUAUUUGUUGGAUUUUUUUCUCCACCACUAAGAAGGGCUGGGUAUCGAACCUUUUACAUCAUUAGUUCAAGUUCCUUUAUUCUAAUCAUGUACAGAAAAAUUACAGUGAAGCAGACGGUUGCACUAAAAAUCUUCCCAACUGGCCAGUUGGUUGAAUUUAGGUUGUGACAUUGGGCGACCAAUAUUCCAUGUCAGAACAACAUCUAAUGCCAGUGUCAAUUUGACGUAGAAUACUGAUGACAGAUGAAAAGUUGUUGUAAAGUGACCAAAAUCCAAUGUCUUCUAAACAUCUUCUUGACGACAUUUAUGAAAUCAUCAACCUAAUUUUCAAUGCAACCAAAAUUUAACGACGUAACUGACGUAAGAGUCCAACGUCUUUCUGGCAUCAUAUUGACGUCCAGUACAGUGUCAAUGUGACGUUGAGUACUGACAAUAGAUGAAAAGUUGUGUUAAGUAACCGAAAUCCAAUGUCUUCUAAACGUCUUGUGCCAUCAUCUUGACAAAGAAUUAUGACAUUUAAUCAUAUGGUAUGGAGAACAUGACCCAUCGUCAUUAGACAUUUAAGAAAUCAUCAAUCUAAUUUUCAAUGCUACCAAAAUUUAACAACGUAACUGAUGUAAGAGUCCAGCGUCUUUCUAAAGUCAUAUUGACAUCCAGUGACAGCCAGGUUAGGUCUCAGGCACCCUUUAAAAAUGUAAAGGCAAAAUCUAAAUCUAAGACAUACUGCCUGAAAUGUGUCUAUUGCACAUAGUAUCAAAAACUGUCAAGUUGGUACUGAACGUCUGACCUCAUAUACGUGAUAAUUUUUCGUAAGAUUCAUUUCCUUUUUCUAUAAUCAAGUAGUUCCAGAUUUAAGACAAAAUUUUGCCAAAUUUUUUACUAUUUUGUAAAGGCAAAGUUCUUGUACUGUUGCUGUCGAUGUUUGAGAACUUUGGCGUCUCGUUAGUGGAAAAAAAUGUCAUAUUACUCAAAGUAAGGUUCAGAAAAAAACAUCAUAUCCUUACUAGUUAAGAACAUUUUUAAUGAUACCUAGCCCUACUACGCAGCCCAGUCGCCAUAAUAAAAUGUUGGCAUUGUACAUUUCUACAAACCAUGGAUUGUACAUCUCACAUGAAUCACAUCCCCAAAGUGACAUAGUUAUUAUUACAUGAAUAUGAGCUGACUUUCUCAUCAGGAGGUGGAGGGGAUGGUGGAUGGCGUGUCACCAAGGCGAGACGGCUGCCAAGCUGUAGACCACUUUUGGAGACCAGUAGAACAAAAGCAGUUGUUUUUUGGGUGUUUUAAGACAUCUGGGCAUUUCCAGCUGUAAUUGUGCCCCCAACACUGGCUAUUUUAAGCCAAAACAUGAUCUUUGGUUUUUGUGCCUCAACAUAACGGCAUGUUAACCACAGGUUCGAUGUUUGGACAUAAUGUACGAAUGUCACAUAUCUGUGGUUUGCAGAAACGUACAAUGCACUACAACGAGGAUUCUCUUCCAUCUGCUUAACGCUAAAGACGACCAUUUUUAGUUUUAGUUACGAUCACCUGGAGCUGAGUACAGCACGUCCCUAAUGCACAGUGUUAGUAUUGAUUUAUGCAGACACAGAUGGGGUUUAUGAUUAGUAUUUGUUUAUCCAGGAUUAAGUCCACAAAAGUCAGACUUUAAUGAGGCUGCUGGGGGGAUUUUCUUUUGAUGGUUGAGCUGUAGUCUUGACAAGGCAACUAAAAGCAAAGAUGGUACAAAAAUCCUUUUUAAUGUUUUAACUUCAACUUGAUUCACAGGCAAAACUCUUCUCUCAGUGCAAGCAGUCAGACGGGAAAAAUACUUCUUAAAACAUGACUCACGGAUGACAGUUUUCAAACAUUCCAGUACAUUUUUUGUCGAAUAGGAGCAGAGCUGCUUGUCCAAACGUAAGCGGCACAGUUUCCAGCAAUAUGGUGCAAUUUAAUUAUUAUCGUUUUUAUGGGAAAUUGUUGUUAUUAUAAGUAUGGUUAUUGUUAUUAUUGUUCUCCUGGUAAAGUUAUGACUUUUUUUUUUUUUUUGUCUUUUGUACAUUGUCAUUUGGAGUCCUGCUGGACAGAGGCAUAACGUGACAAUGAUGGAAAUGAAUCCCAGUUUACACUCAGCAGCAUGUGACGAAUUAGAUCAGAUCAGGGGAGUUAAUGUGACUUCAGGGAGUUUCAUUUUUUUACUCUGAAAUGCCCGAAAUUACAGAAAUGUUGGCACAGAAUAACAAGCAAUGCUAUUUAUGAACUUUGAUGGUGCUCAUUGAUUUUUUUUUUUAUUUUUUUUACACAAAUCAAAAUUGAAGGUGAAUUCAUUUAAUUAAUAACAAUGAUAAUGGUAAUGAUAUUUAUAAUGAUGAUCAUAUCAAUAAAAUGGAAUGAGA